Molecule: messenger RNA, 1940 nt
Organism: Acanthochromis polyacanthus (spiny chromis)
Lineage: Eukaryota; Metazoa; Chordata; Actinopteri; Pomacentridae
Gene: nkx2.2b
Product: NK2 homeobox 2b
Exons: 2
Coding region: 302-1096 (264 amino acids)
Biological process (GO): cell differentiation; regulation of transcription by RNA polymerase II
Cellular component (GO): nucleus
Molecular function (GO): RNA polymerase II cis-regulatory region sequence-specific DNA binding; DNA-binding transcription factor activity, RNA polymerase II-specific
Source: RefSeq, a predicted model, not a curated record
CGCUGCUUUUCACACCCUCAACCACUUGACUCUGGGACCCGCCUCCGUCCCUUUUAACGGCCUUGUUCAGGACGGAGGACACACUCUCUCAAUGUCCGUCCUCAUGUAUUUUUCAUGCUGUUGAACCCUCGCCGGUCGGCCCGAGCAGCUCCGGGCUCCAGCUCCCUUCUAACGGCAUUCAUGGACCCAAACCCUCCGCUGUCCGCUUCGCUUUAACGGGCUGCAGCCGCCGAAUCCUCCGUGAGGACACAAACCUGGAACUUCUCCCGCUUCUGUCUCUCCCUGUGCCUCCUUUCGCGUCAUGUCAUUUGGCACCAGCGCAAAAAUAGGAUUCUCUGUGCGGGAUAUCCUUGAUCUUCCAGACCGGUCCGGGAGAUGCGGGUCCGGGACCGAGGAGACCGAGGAGGAUGAUGCUGAAGAGGCCUCAGCGGAGGCUCCGGAGUCGGAAAACGCGCAGAAACUGGGAUUUAGCCGCCGGAGUUUGUGUGAGCGCAGCGGUGGAGGCUUCGAGAGGUGGAGCUGCGCAUCCGGUAACCUGCAUUUUUCAUUACAUGGUAUGUCCUUAGAGCCCCGCACCGAUCCCAAGUCCCCCGAACUCUCCAUGGAUGAGUCCCCGGACGCAGAUCGGGAGCAGCCGUGCGGAGAGACACAGAAGAGCCGCGGCAGGAAGCGGCGCGUCCUCUUCUCCAAGGCGCAAACCCUGGAGUUGGAACGGCGCUUCAGGCAACAGCGCUACCUGUCCGCCCCGGAGAGGGAGCACCUGGCCGGACUGAUCCGCCUCACGCCGAACCAGGUGAAGAUCUGGUUUCAGAACCACCGCUACAAGAUGAAGCGCGCCCGGGCCGAGCGCACCCUGGACGCGUUGCAGCUGCUGCCGGCUCGCCGGGUCGCCAUCCCGGUCCUGGUCCGGGACGGGAAGCCCUGCGACCGGAUCACAGCGCACGACCUGGAGGCGACGCUCCGGUCCGGCCUCAGCCUGCCUCUGUGCGCCUACUCCCCGCUGCUGCACCCCGCAUACGGGCCGGAGCACGGCGGCCUGCCGCAGCAGCACCCAGGGGUGCAGCAGCUGGCGCACAUGUACCACUGGAGCUGGUGAAGACAAGACUUUAACUGAAGGAGACAAAAAUAUGGACAGGUCCACUUUAUGCGCUCGUAUUUGGCCUUAAAAUUAGAGUUUUUGAUUAAUGUUCCCCGCAGAGAAACUACUGUUAAAUGAUAAAGAGCACAUUUGGAGGAGUGAGAAGAUUCUGUCUUUUUUAAAAUUGAGUUUGGCGCGUAUCAGGACAAAUUUAAUUCUCCAGAGGGACUGAGUCUGGAAACAAAACAGAUUAAAACGAAAGAUGUAAAGUUAAAAUAGUUCAAAAAACCCUUCUUAAGACAGUAAUUAAUGUAAAGACAAACUUCUCCAACAAAUACCCCGUUUUCCUGUUUCAAACCGGCUUGAAAAAAUGCACCCUGUUUUUAAUUUCUCUCCUUCACGCAGACAAAAACAGACUUUAAUCCUCGUUCAGACGCGCAACACGUCUAAAACUACUGUUUCCACGAGCGGGAAGUCCAACUGACAAAGAAAAAACAGACCAAACCAAAUGUUUUAUUGGUUUUUGCUAGUUUGUGAGAUUUGUUUUGUUGUUUACGCCGUGUUUGCUGCAAAAUGUCACUUUUACCGCAAGAUAGUUUUUUUUUGUCUCUUCACUGUGUUUUUUAAAAUCUAUUUAUAAUGUUGACCGGUGAGUGGGUUUUUAAUAAACUCAGUAUUUAUGAUGGUAAAUAAAGGUUGGCGCAGGUCUGAGUGGUUUGAUUCCAGCCUGGACUGAGGAAGAUGAGGAUAUGAUCUAUUUUUUAAACUGACUGUUGCGCAUUAUCAGAGCCUUUCUCUCUUUUAUGCUGUAAAUAAAUAACCUUAAGUCAAAAAUCUUUAAUAAAUUGAUUGAAGUUUUGGA